Cheilinus undulatus (humphead wrasse) is the source of this 3021-nucleotide messenger RNA. RefSeq names its product fibroin heavy chain-like. NCBI's taxonomy places the organism in Eukaryota, Metazoa, Chordata, Actinopteri, Labriformes, Labridae. Bases 406 to 2010 code for a protein of 534 amino acids. The record is from RefSeq and is a predicted model, not a curated record. The transcript is spliced from 2 exons.
CAGGACUUGAGCGUGAAAAGGAUCGAUCGGACAUACAAAUAACCGUCAAAUCAUAAAAACUCUCGAUCAAUAUGCGAGAAACUUGUAGAGACUCUGCAGUCCAUACUACAGACUGUCUGAUCCUGCAUGCAGCUACACGUGGAGGAGAUCCAGGUGUGUGAGGUUCACUGAAGAGAGGAUCAGUGGAUGUGCUGAGAUGAAAUGAAGAGGUGAAAACAAACAUCAGAGUCUGAUUCAAAUCUAAACUUCACCAAUUCAAACUUCACUCUGAUUAUUAGAUGGCGAGAGGAAAACUUCCAUCCCUAAAAGACGGGGGAACAUCAAGACCAGUCUGAGUGAAUCACACUAAAAGACACUGAACAUUCAGAUUCAUUCAUUCACAAGUUAAGUAGACAGAGACCUGCCAUGGAAGAGAUUGUGAGCAAGCUUGGAAACAUCAGCCGUGAAGUACGACAAUACAUCGAUGAACGCAUUACAGUCAGAAGACUGGGACUUUGGAUCUGUGCAGUGGGACUUCUUACAGCUCUGGUCCCUUGGGGAGGAAGCUUGGCUGUGGUGGAGGCAAUAAGAGGAGCAGCAUUAAGAGCAGCAAUAGUAGGAGCAAUAGGAGUGACAAUGGUAGGGCCAACAGGAGCAGCAAUAAUAGGAGUAGUAAGAGGAAUUAUAUCAGACACUAUAUCAAGAAAAACAUUAGAAAAAUUAGCAAGAAUAUUUGCGUUGAUAGAAGCAGCAACAGUAGCAACAAUAGUAGCAGCAGUGAAAGAACUAAAAGGAGUAAUAAGUAGGACAAAAGUAUUAAUAGGAGGAGCUAUAGACGAAGCUUUAUUUGGAAUAAUAGUAGGAAUAUUAGCAGCAAUAGUAGCAGCUUUAGUAGCAGCAAUAGCAGUAGUAAUAGGUGCAGCAAUAGGAGCAGCAAUAGGAGGAGGAAUAGGAGCAACAAUAGUAGCAGCAGUAAAAGAAGUAAAAGGAAUAAUAGGAGGAGCUAUAGACGAAGCUAUAUUUGGAAUAAUAGGAACAUUAGCAGCAAUAGUAGCAAAUUUAGUAGCAGCAAUAUUAGUAGCAAUAGGAGUAAUAAUAGGAGGAGGAAUAGUAGGAGUUAUAGUAGCAGCAGUAGUAGGGGGAGCAGUAAGAGUAGAUAUAGGAGAAAAUAUACUUGAAACAUUAAAAGUAUUAUUGGUAACAACAGGAGCAGCAUUUAUAGGAGCAUAUGUAGUAGCACCAAUAGUUGCAGCAAUAGAAGCAGCAAUAGAAAGCACAACAGGAGCAUUAACUGGAGCAUCAAUAGGAGCAGCAAUAGGAGGAGGAAUAGCCGGAGCAGCACUAGGAGGAUUUAGAGGAGAUUUUGGAGAAAUAUUAGGAGAAAGGCCAGAAGAAAGACCAAGAGAAAUACAGGGAGCAAUACGAGGGGCGAUAAUAGCAGCAGAAAUAGCAGCAGAAACAGCAGCAGAAAUAGCAGCAGUAGGAGCAGCAAUAGGAGGAACAAUCAUUGGAGCAGCAGUUGCAGGAAUGAUAGGAGGAGCAACAGCAGGAGCAGCAAGAGCAACACUAGGAGCAGCAGGAGUAGCAGGUGCAUCAACACAAAGAGGAAGAGACGCAGCAACUGUCAGAGCAAUAGUUGGAGCAGUAGUUGGAGCCAUUGGAGGAGCAAUAGUAGGAGCAAUAGCAGGAGGAACAGGAGGAACCAUUGAGGGAGCAAUAGGAGCAGCAUUAGGAGCUGACAUAGGGGGACAAAUAGGAGCAACAACAGGGGCAAACAUAAGAGAAGAAACAGGAUUAGCAAAAGCAGCAAUAGCACCGAUAAUAGGAGCAGCAACAAGAGGAGCAAUAGAAGCAGGAUUUGGAGCAAUAAAAGGAGGAGUGAUAGGAGCAUCAGCUGGAGCAGGAUUAGGAGCAAUAGGAGCAAUAGAAGGAGGAACAGGAGCAGUAACAGGAGCAAUGAUAGGAGGAGCAAUAGGAGGAGGGGUAUGUGCUGUGACUGCCAUCUGGAACCAGCAGAAGAAAGAGAGCUAGAGGAAAGCACAGAAGAAGCAGAAGAGCAGGUAAAAGACUUCAUGAAGAUUGAGUUGUGCUGAGAAGUUGAAGGAAUCAUCAGAACUUUCAUUCCAGUUGGGGGUCACGGAGGACUGGAGCCUAUCCCAGCUUCCACUGGGCGAGAGGCGGGGUAUACCCUGGACUGGUCACCAGUUAAUUGCAGGGUUGGCAUGUAGAGACAAACAACCAGGCACACUCACAUCUACGAGCAAUUUAGAGUCACCAAAUAAACUAACUGGAUGUUAUUGGUGGUGGGAGGAAGCUUGAGUACCUGGAGAGAACCCACACAUGCACGUGGAGAACAUGCAAACCCUGCACAGAACCUACAAACUCCAAAAUCAAAAGAACUUAGUCUUAAAUCAGAGUAGACAUUUGUGUGAAAUUUGAAGGAAUACGCCAAAACAUUUUUGAGAUAAUGUAUUCAAAGCAAGGGGUGAACAUGAGGCCCAGUGACUCUGACAUAAGAUCUUUAAAAUCUGAUGAGUUCAUCAUUGAGUCUGAGUGGAUGUUUGCAAAAAGUCUGACACAAAUUCCUCAAUAUGCUCCUGAGAUAUCAAUUUCAUGAACACGGACAGAACAUGGGGCCCACUGACCUUAAUCCUGGCCUUAGAACCCCCAAAAGCUAACAAGAUCCUUUAGUCAGAGUGGAAGUUUGUCCUAAGUUUGAAGAAAAUAUCUAAGAGCAUUUCUGAGAUAUCCAUAGACUGUGAAAGAACUGGACAAAGCCUGUGUGACGUCAGCUGUCCGCUUAUAAUAGGCAGACUCAAACUGCCGCUGAAGCCAAUCCACGGCAGGAUCCAUAUUGAAAUCAUGGUCUCACCCGAAAUUUGGAUCAACCUAACGGUCCGCCCACUAAGCUUGGCCUAAGCUGACUUCCUGUCAGCUAGUUAGCUGGCUAGCAUUCUGGUUGACAGAAAUGUAGCUUCCUCCUGCCGGGCUAUCUGUCAAUCAAAUGAGACGCACCAAUCAGCAAAGUUUUUCCUAAAUAUA